Lactuca saligna is the source of this 2832-nucleotide messenger RNA. The record is from the annotation of a GenBank genome assembly. Lineage: Eukaryota; Viridiplantae; Streptophyta; Magnoliopsida; Asterales; Asteraceae.
AUGACUUCCCACACAUUUCGUUUCUCAGACCUUUACGUUCUCACUAUCUUUACAUUCUUUCAUUAUUCUUUAUGUAUCGAAUACGAGAAAACCGCACUUCUGGAGUUCAAGAAAGACCUCAUCGAUGAUGCCAACCUCCUCUCUUCCUGGAACAAUAGCAACGGAGAUUGCUGCAAAUGGUACGGCAUAACCUGCAACAACCAAACGGGUCGGGUUACCGAGAUCCGACUUCGUGGGUCCGACGACAUGGCUGAUUUUGACAACCAAGACGCAUCGGUACAGAAGCUCGGAGGGAACCUCAACCCCUCCUUGCAGAAUUUGACCUCGCUCGAGUAUCUAGACUUGAGUUCUAACGAUUUUGGCGGGAACCCGAUUCCGACCUACAUCGGGUCGCUCCGAAACUUGACGUAUCUGAAUCUUUCCGACUCAAGUUUUUCCGGCGAGAUCCCGACUCAACUCGGGAACCUAUCUGCAUUACGUGUGCUCAGUGUCCACCGGAAUCUUUAUAGUGACGACCAGUAUGAGCUGACGGUGGAGAGUUUGCGGUGGUUGUCGGGUGUUUCACGGUUGCGCCACCUUGACCUGAGCGGAGUUCAGGUCGGCCGAGUGUUCGAUUGGUCACAGGUGACUCGAACCCUCCUCCCUUCUUCUCUUGAACAACUGCAUUUAUCGAAUUGUGGACUUCCUCCUAUCACGCCUAAUUUAACCAUCAAUCUUAGUUUGCUUUCAGUGCUUGAUCUUUCUUUUAACAAUUUCAGUACUAACUCCAUACCUAGUUGGAUUUCUAGUUUUCGGAGUCUUGUUUCCUUAAACCUUGCUAAUUGUGAAUUCAAAGAAAACAUCUGUAACUUGAGGGAAAUCAGUCUUUCAUGGAACAAAUUUGAUGGGAAAAAUCUAUCAGAGGUCCUCUCAAGUUGGUUCCAAUGCGAAUCAUCUAAACUCGAGUCUCUAAGGUUUGUCGGGAGUGGGCUUUCUGGUAAUUUACCACCACAACUUGGAAACCUGAAGAACUUGGUUCAUAUCGAUCUUAACAGGAAUUCCAUUUCGGGGUCAAUUCCAGAUUCUUUAGGAAAUUUAUCAUCUUUACAAACCCUACAACUCGGGCGUAAUUCCAUUUCGGGCACACUUCCUGACUCCAUAGGAAGAUUAUCAACAUUGGUAACGAUGUAUCUUUCUUCCAAUUUGAUUUCUGGCCCAUUGCCCGAUUCUUUAGGAAGAUUGUCAUCAUUGGUGGACUUAGAUCUUUCGUAUAAUGAAAUCAAUGGAACUCUUCCUCAAAGUAUUGGCCAACUUACGAACCUGACAAGCCUAAACAUCGAACAAAACUUUUUAAGCGGUGUUGUAACUGAAGAUCAUUUUGCUAAUCUCACAAGCCUAAUCACUUUACGAGCAAGUGCAAAUACGUUAAGAUUCGAGUUAUUAGAUAAUAACUGGAAACCACCUUUUCAACUCCAAAUAUUGAACUUAAAUUCAUGGAGUUUAGGCCCAAAUUUCCCUCAUUGGCUUCAAAACCAGACGGAUCUGUCCAUCUUGUAUCUUGCAAGCACCGGGAUUUCGGAUGACAUUCCUAGUUGGUUCUGGAAUUCGUUUUCGGGUUUGCAGUAUUUGAAUAUCUCAGAUAAUAAUUUCUCAUCGAUGUCUGUGGAUGAUUUCUUUUGUUCUAAUGAAGAACAGAAACAGGUUAUAUACUUGAAUAUGGGGAAUGCUAAUAUUUCCGGUGUUCUUCCUGAUUGCUUUUCUACCUGGGAGUUUCUGAAUAUCUUCAGCAUCCAGAACAAUAAUUUCUCCGGCAAACUUCCAGUAUCUUUGGCGAAUUUAUCAUCUUUAGAGUCGUUAAACAUGCGGAACAACAAGCUCUCAGGAGAAUUACCUGUAAAUCUAAUGAAUUCCAAGAGUUUACUCAUCAUUGACCUCACAGAAAACGAAUUCACCGGAAGCAUACCGAUACCAAUCGGUGAUGAAGCUACAACUUUGAGGCUUCUCAACCUCCGUUCAAACAGAUUCAAUGGUGAAAUCCCGGAUGAAAUCUGUAGACUUGAUUCUAUCCAGAUUCUGGACCUUGCUGACAACAAUCUUUCUGGAAGAAUACCAAACUGUUUCAACAAUUUUAGUGUCAUGACCGGAAAAGUUGACCCAAGUCAGAUUGUGGGGCUCGCCGGAGAUGAAUUUAGGGGAAAUGCUUGGUUGAUGAUGAAGGGGAGGGUGAAUGGGUAUGGGAGCAUUCUUGGUUUAUUGACGAUUUUGGAUCUUUCGGGAAACGAUUUAUCCGGGGAUAUUCCGAUUGAAAUUACACAGCUGGUGGAGUUAAGAUCGUUGAAUCUUUCAGUUAAUGGUUUGACUGGAAAGAUCCCAGUGAAUAUGGGUGACAUGAAGAUGUUGGAAGCUCUUGAUUUGUCUCGGAAUCGGCUUGAUGGGAUUGUUCCUUUAAGCAUGUCAAGAUUGAGUUUCUUGAAUUCGUUGAAUUUGUCUUACAAUGAAUUGACGGGAAGAAUUCCGUUGAGUGGUCAGCUUCAGACCUUUGAGGAAUGGAGCUUUGUUGGGAACAGACUGUGUGGACCUCCGGUGAGAUUAAUGUGUGAAAGACAGGGUGAGGGUGAGGAUGAUGCCGGUGAAGAAGAAGAAGGUGACGGUGGCUCCGAUGGCCCAGAGUGGGGACUUAUUACAAGCAUAGUGGUGGGGUUUGUGGUUGGAUUUUGGGUUGUGGUGGGUCCGUUGAUUGGUAGCAACUCAUGGAGGACCAAGUAUUUUGAGUUUCUUUAUGAUAUUUGGUGUAAGUUUUGUGUUUGCAUGCCCAAAAAGAAAAACUCUUCCAACAAGAGGUUUCGUAGAUAG